This is a messenger RNA of Leptosomus discolor (cuckoo roller), 1788 nucleotides long. Lineage: Eukaryota; Metazoa; Chordata; Aves; Leptosomiformes; Leptosomidae. The record is from RefSeq and is a predicted model, not a curated record.
GGUGAAAAUGAAAUCCUUGAAACUCUAUACAAUAUUGCAAGCAAGAACAAGAUAUGGAGGUCGUAUAUAGGCAUGGGUUAUUAUAACUGCUCAGUGCCUCAGCCCAUUGCACGGAAUUUGUUGGAGAAUGCAGGAUGGGUUACCCAGUAUACUCCUUACCAACCUGAGGUCUCACAGGGCAGGCUGGAGAGCCUGCUAAACUACCAGACUAUGGUGUGCGAUAUCACAGGAAUGGAUGUGGCUAAUGCAUCUUUGCUGGAUGAGGGGACAGCUGCUGCAGAAGCCAUGCAAUUAUGUCACAGGCACAACAAAAGAAGGAAGUUCUAUGUAGAUGCCCGGUGCCACCCUCAAACUAUAGCAGUGGUCCAAACUAGAGCAAAUUAUACGGGUGUUAUUACUGAGCUCAAAUUACCCCAUGAGAUGGAUUUCAGUGGGAAGGAUGUCAGUGGAGUAUUAUUUCAGUAUCCGGACACUGAAGGGAAGGUGGAAGACUUCUCUGAUCUUGUUGAAAGAGCUCAUCAGAAUGGGACUCUCGCCUGCUGUGCUACUGAUCUUCUGGCUCUCUGUAUUCUGAAGCCGCCUGGAGAGUUUGGGGUAGAUAUUGUCUUGGGUAACUCCCAGAGGUUUGGUGUGCCACUCUGCUACGGGGGACCUCACGCGGCAUUCUUUGCUGUCAAGGACAAUCUAGUGAGAAUGAUGCCAGGCAGAAUGGUGGGCGUUACGAGAGAUGCAAAUGGAAAGGAAGUGUACCGACUUGCUUUGCAAACACGAGAGCAGCAUAUCAGGAGGGAUAAAGCUACCAGUAACAUCUGCACAGCACAGGCUCUUCUAGCUAACAUGGCAGCCAUGUUUGGUAUAUACCAUGGGUCUGAUGGAUUAAGACAUAUUGCAAGAAGGGUACACAGUGCUACUCUAAUAUUGGCUGAAGGUCUCAGACGAGCUGGUCAUAAACUGCAUCAUGAUCUGUUCUUUGAUACCUUGACGAUCACGUGUGGAUGCUCAGUCAAAGAGGUUUUGGACAGGGCAGCUCUUAGACAGAUAAAUUUUCGGAUUUAUAGUGAUGGCAGACUUGGAGUAUCACUUGAUGAAACUGUAAAUGAGAAAGACCUAGAUGACAUAUUAUGGAUUUUUGGUUGCGAGUCUUCAGCUGAGCUAAUUGCUGAGGGUAUGGGCGAGGAAACCAAAGGCAUCUUUAGCACCCCAUUUAAGAGAACUUCCAAAUUCUUGACACACCAGGUUUUCAACAGCUAUCACUCUGAGACAAAUAUCGUGCGGUACAUGAAAAGAUUAGAAAACAAAGAUAUUUCCCUUGUUCACAGCAUGAUUCCUUUGGGUUCCUGCACAAUGAAGCUCAAUAGUUCAGCUGAACUUACACCUAUUUCAUGGAAAGAAUUUGCCAACAUCCACCCUUUUGUGCCCCUGGAUCAAGCUCAAGGGUAUCAGCAGCUUUUCAAGGAUUUAGAGAAGGACUUAUGUGAGAUUACUGGCUAUGAUAAAAUCUCCUUCCAACCGAACAGUGGAGCCCAAGGAGAGUAUGCAGGAUUGGCUGCAAUCAAAGCUUAUUUAAAUGCAAAAGGAGAACGCCAUAGAACUGUAAGUGUCAACACUCCUGUGGGGAAGAGUGUUGGCAAUGGCCAUAUGCCUGGACUGGAAAAUGGCCCUGACUGUGAAGCUGUUCAAAGCUUGAGCUACCUUGCAGAGAGAACAAGGGAUUACACCUCCCUCUUCUCUGGGGUUGAUGUGCCCAGCUCUGUUGCAUGGGCUCCUGAGUUUUUUGUAAAUCCUUAU